Phacochoerus africanus (Common warthog) is the source of this 3288-nucleotide messenger RNA. It is a transcript of the gene CCN4, whose product is annotated as cellular communication network factor 4. The record is from RefSeq and is a predicted model, not a curated record. The transcript has 6 exons. Bases 131 to 1237 code for a protein of 368 amino acids. Gene Ontology annotation, molecular function: heparin binding; integrin binding. NCBI's taxonomy places the organism in Eukaryota, Metazoa, Chordata, Mammalia, Artiodactyla, Suidae. Gene Ontology annotation, cellular component: extracellular region; extracellular matrix. Gene Ontology annotation, biological process: signal transduction; cell adhesion.
GAGGCAGGAAAAGUUUUUUUCAGAGGCAAAUGCAGGGUUUGUCCUUAACCCUGACGUCAGAUCUUGCUUUAAUAAAACCCCCCCAAGGGCCGCGGGAAGAGGCGGAUCUGGCGCCCCUGAUGGGACAGGCAUGAGGUGGUUCCUGCCCUGGACGCUGGCGGCAGUGACAGCAGCAGCAGCAUCAGGCAGCGCCCUGGCCACGGCCUUCUCUCCAGCCCCCACGGCCAUGGCCUUCACCCCGGCACCUCUGGAGGACACUUCUGCACGCCCCCAGUUCUGCAAGUGGCCAUGCGAGUGCCCACCGUCCCCACCCCGCUGCCCGCUGGGGGUCAGCCUCAUCACCGACGGCUGCGAAUGCUGUAAGAUGUGCGCUCAGCAGCUCGGGGACAACUGCACCGAGGCCGCCACCUGUGACCCCCACAGGGGCCUCUACUGCGACUAUAGUGGGGACCGCCCGAGGUACGCAGUAGGAGUGUGUGCACAGGUGGUCGGCGUGGGCUGCGUGCUGGAUGGCGUGCGCUACAACAACGGCCAGUCCUUCCAGCCCAACUGCAAGUACAACUGCAUGUGCGUGGAUGGCGCGGUGGGCUGCACGCCUCUGUGCCUCCGUGUGCGGCCCCCGCGCCUCUGGUGCCGCCAGCCCCGGCGUGUGAGUGUGCCCGGGCGCUGCUGUGAGCAGUGGGUGUGUGACGACGACGCCAGGAGGCCACGCAAGACUGCGCCACGCCACACAGGCGCCUUCGCAGCCACAGACGAGGUAGAGCCAUGGCACAGGAACUGCAUAGCCUACACCAGCCCCUGGAGCCCCUGUUCCACCAGCUGCGGCCUGGGGGUCUCCACCCGCAUCUCCAGUGUCAACCCCCGGUGCUGGCCCGAGCAGGAGAGCCGCCUCUGCAACUUGCGGCCCUGUGACGUGGACCUCCGGCCGCGCAUCAAGGAAGGGAAGACGUGUUUGGCUGUGUACCAGCCAGAGGCGCCCGUGAACUUUACGCUCGCCGGCUGCACCAGCACACGCUCCUACCGGCCCAAGUACUGCGGGGUCUGCACGGACGGCAGGUGCUGCAUCCCCUACAAGUCCAAGACCAUCGACGUCUCCUUCCAGUGUCCCGACGGGCCUGGCUUCUCCCGCCGGGCCCUGUGGAUCAACGCCUGUUUCUGCAAUCUGAGCUGUCGGAAUCCCAAUGAUAUUUUUGCCGACUUGGACUCCUACCCUGAAUUCUCAGAAAUGGCCAACUAGGCAGGCACGAAACACCGGCUUGAGGCCUGGCCUCAUGCUUGUAAAGCAGCCAGCCUUCCAAGGCCCACACUGAGCCUUUUUUUUUUUUUUUUUCGGUCCACUUUCCACUCAUUUCUAAUGACCCCAGUCCAGACCCGUGGCCCCCUUUCCUGUCUCAGACCACCCAAAGCACCCAUGAGGGUGCCACUCAGGCCCAGACAGUGGGUCCUCUUCUGAGUAGCAUUCCACAUACACUCUAAAGAAAGUGCCUGUCUCCAGCUGUUCUGGACAGCAGUCAAGCCUGACCCAGCCUGUCUAGGUCACCGGAAGUCCUGCUGGAUCUUGCCCAAGUCCCAAGGAACAGAAUCAGCUAGGCAUUCACCAUCACUGGUUCCCUCAUUAGACGCAAAAACAAGAGUCUCUUUGGGUCCAUUCGGAAGGAUGGAUGGGAUUUAGGACAGCGGACUGGUCCCAUUAUUUGGCCCUGGCCAAGCAGGACCCUAAUUGACCGUGUCAACCAUGGCACACCAAACUCUCUCUCUCAUUCCAAAGAUGUGUGUAUCCCAAGGCCCCCAAACAUUUGCCAAGUGAGGUGAAUGGUUAUUUGGUUUUGUUUGUCAAUGGACAAUGGUAUCCAUUAAUCUGGGCAUAGUUAAGUUUCUUUUCAACCCUGCACCAUGAAGGGUGUAGAUUGGGUUUGUCCUGCUCAGAAAUGCCUUUUGAUAAACAUCCUUCUUGUUCCUGGGGGUAGUAACCAGUCAGUACUCCAGGGUCAAAGCCAGGUCAGCCAACUUCCAGAAGGAGCAACUGACCCCAGCACCAAAUCUGCUGCUCAAGGACAGGACAUUGGGCUCGUCCUCGCAGCUGGAGGGCUCGAGGGAGCUGGUAGAGUCUCAUGGGGUGUGUCCUGUGACAUUCCUCUGCUCUUAUGGAGACUCGGGUCCAGGUUGAGUGUGAGUCAAAUCAGGAAGUGGGUCCACCCACCAGGAAGUGGGUCCAGUCUGCCUAAGCCUGGGUGGCAAGGGUCCAGAGCCCAGGACGUGUCUCUCUCUGCCUCAGUGACCCACUUGGCAGACUGUGGGGUCUGUGAUGCACACAACCCAGCUCUGGGGUGAAAAUAGAGGUUUACCAGUUGUUUCAAAACGGAAAUCUACUUAAGAGGGAUGAAAAGCCAAAAGGGUUUGAAGCUAAAAGAGAAAGGUGUUAUUAAUGGAAAUAAGGCUGUUAUUUAUUUUGUGAGUAAAAUAUAAAUAUUUACUGCUUUAAAUCUUUUAUUUCGUACCCUCUACAGGUCAGACAUUGUUCUCAGUGCUUUACAGACUCCAUUCUGCUAGCUCAUGGACACUUCCAGGUCGCUUUGAAAAGCACCUGUUAUCAUUUCUGUUCUGGCAAACGUGAAAGCUCACAAAGAUAAGAGAGCUUGGCCAAAGUUACCCAGCUGGUCAGUUGUGUGUGUGGGGGAAGGUCAGAAUGCACAUCCAAGUUGACUCAACCCUAUAACCCCCUCCCUUCCCCCCACCCCUACUUCAGAGCUUCUGAAUGUGCCAAAUCAGGAAAUCGCAUCAGGAUGCGCAAUGCCUCGUUGUUGUUCUUGGUUCUUAUUAUUUACUGUCUCUCUAACUUCUUUCCCAAGAGAAGAGAGUGUCUGACGUUCAGGUUAUUUAGGUACCUGAGCAUCCAACCAAAGGUGAGAUAAACAAAACCCCGUGAAUCCCUUACAGAUCACGCCCUCCUUCAGAUCAGAACCAGCCUGCAGUCGUGUAUUUCAAGAGGAUUCUUUGUACACGAUGCUGCAGGUGGAACGACGUUGCAGUUAUUCCUGGGGGAUUCUGGGGGGUGUGCAGAGGAAUCCCUAGAGGGAAGAAGGGGGAGAGUGUGCCCGCCUGCUGUGACCUCCCGAAUGCGCAGUUAGGCUCACAGCCGUGCUUAGGAUGUAUUUGGUGGAUAAAGGAAAUUGCGGAUGGGUUCAGAAGGUCUCUUCUUCCAAAGUGCCUGAUGGUCUGAUUCUUAUCAGCCAAAUCUUAAAUGCCAUAGAAAAAGAGAAAUUUAAUAUUGAAAGAAAUGCACAUUUU